Peronospora belbahrii is the source of this 888-nucleotide messenger RNA. The record is from the annotation of a GenBank genome assembly. NCBI's taxonomy places the organism in Eukaryota, Oomycota, Peronosporomycetes, Peronosporales, Peronosporaceae.
AUGCCCGAGCCAGUGGCAAUGAUGCGUCUUUCAUCUGCGACGGAGGUGACAAUCCGUCUUUUACCUGGCAACGACCGCUGUGCCGAUUGCAAGGCUAUCUUUCCUCAAUGGGCAGGCGUCUCCUUUGGCAUCUUGCUGUGUCUGACCUGUGCCGGAAAACACCGAUCGUUGGGUGUAAAGACGAGCUUUGUUAAGUCACUGGAAAUGGAUGCGUGGUCAGCGAGUGAGGUGCGUGCACUGGAACUGGGUGGCAAUGCCAAAUGGUCCGCUGUGUGUGCUGGAGCCGGAGUUGCCGACCUUUCGAUGUUGGAAAGUGAUGAGAACUCUUUGCUGACGAAGAGCUGUACUUUGUCAGCGAUGCCAGCUACGAAGGCAGAAUAUCUGAGUGAUCAUGUUGACAACACGACUGUCAAAUGCACAAUGUGCUGCAUAAUGGUUUCGUUGAACAAUCUGAAUGCGCAUUCAAAAUUGUGUUUCGUCAGCGCAUCGCGAACGGUGGGAUGGAGAAUGUAUGAACAAAAGAUUGGAGCUCCUGGUGAGCCAUUAGGCUUCACCGUGGCGAAGGCUAGUAGUGGCUAUGCAGAAGUGUGUCGAGUCAUUCCAGGUGGUGCUGCAGAACGAGCAAACGUAAUUGUUGGUAGCUUGCUGAUCGGCCUCAACGACGAGAAGAACUUGAAAUUUAACGAGGUUGUUGGUAUGCUCCCAACAUUGCCGCGGCCAAUAUUGUUCCACUUCGUCUUCCGCUCUCAGGCUGCAUUUGAAGGACCAAAGACGGUGGUUUUAUCCGUCCCGGAACCCAGAGUUGUCGAAAUUAAUAUAACACUGCAUGAUAAGGGAGGAGCUCGGCUGCUCAUUGUCUACGACUGGUUUUUACUGCGUCGUACGUAG